This is a messenger RNA of Sclerotinia borealis F-4128, 819 nucleotides long. The record is from the annotation of a GenBank genome assembly. Lineage: Eukaryota; Fungi; Ascomycota; Leotiomycetes; Helotiales; Sclerotiniaceae.
AUGUCUAAAUCAUCGAAACAAAUUGUUACUCCGUCAGCCUCUCACCUCGAUUCAAAGGAGUUCAUCAUCUUCUCGGAGCUACCGUUGGAGAUCCGUCUUUAUAUCUGGAAUUUAGCAAUACCACAGGGAAGAAUAUUGCUCUUUCGAGUUAAAAUCUUGCAAGUUGUUAAAAAUUCAGGGCAGACCUCAUUCAGUCAUCGGCUACCAGCUCCAAAAAUCCUACAUGUCUGUCGUGAAGCACGCAACGAAGCAAUAAAGUCGUUUCGAAGAGAGUCCAACGGUACACGUACUAGUGGAGGAAUAUACGAUGGUGAUUGGUGGAACCCAUCGAGAGACACGAUAUAUAUUCCGUCUUCCCUCCCACCGAAGGGCAACGUCACGUCGCGGGGGAAUCCCGGGUAUCGAAGUUUCAGCAUUGUUGCGGACAUAGAUCCCCAAGAAAUCGUGUGGUUGAGGAAUGCCCACCAUCUUGCAUGGUCAUUUAAAUCUAUGUGGCUUGCAUGGGCGUCCGUCAGACGUGACACCCAGCAAUGGAUCUGGAAUGAUAUGGCACGCUGGCUCCUUGGAUUUCCGAAUUUGAAAACCUUCACAUGGGUUGUAGAUGGACAUGGCAAUCAAGGAAACAGCAAUCCCAUUUGGUUGAAGUAUCCGGAAGUGCCUGUAUACGGAGUCGGGAAUCGGAAACCAGACUCGGAUUUGACUAUCACGCCCUCCAAGAUCAAUGCAAAUCUCCAGAAAGCUUUCGAAAUCAUCAAGUCAGAGAACCCUGAAUGGAACUAUCCUGAAGUGAGAUUUGUGUUUGACGCAAGUAUUUUUUAA